CCCCUCCAGUACCCGGGCCCAGAACAAGCGUCACCCGCGAAAAUGCGUUUUUCCAACAUCUUUCUGAUGGUAUCUGCCGCUGUCCUCCUCACUUCCGACCUCUGUGGAGCCACGAACGCCCAAGGCGACAUCGUUUCAAAGCUGGGGCCAGAAAUGGUUCGCUCGGCGGAUGCGUUUGCCAGUGUCAAGAGAUCCCUACGCAGCCACAACGUCGACGGAGACGAUGAGGAAGAGAGAGCUGGAGGUGUUAACGCGUUUGAAGAAGGAAAACUCAAUAAGAUGCUGGGCGAUAUCAACUUCGCAUACAAGAAGUUCGCCAAAUGGUCCAAUCGCGGAUGGACGUCAAACGAUGUGUAUGAUCAUGUGCCAUACAAGCUCUAUUCCCAGUACUACGACUACCGCAAGAUCGCUGGCCACGCUUCUUAGGCUAAUCGCGAAAGUGUGACAGAGCCAUGGUUAACACAGAACCCUUCUUUCCUUCACGAGGAAAACCAUAUAGCAAAUGCGAUUGCAAAUACAGCAGAUUCAUUUCAUGGUGAAAUCAUUUUUAGCUACUCUAACUCCUUCAAUGAAAUGCGUAAUGCGCAGAUCACGACUUAACU
Molecule: messenger RNA, 602 nt
Organism: Phytophthora nicotianae INRA-310
Lineage: Eukaryota; Oomycota; Peronosporomycetes; Peronosporales; Peronosporaceae
Exons: 1
Coding region: 43-426 (127 amino acids)
Source: RefSeq, a predicted model, not a curated record